GAUCCCACUGGGGGGGUUGAGAUCUGCGACAGUCUGUGGUUGCAGCGCAGACGGCUUGGGUCGGAUCUUGGGCUGCCACGACUAGCCCAGACAGGAGACACGAUCGAUACACCUACGCUCGGCCUGACGGGGUCUCACAGUACUGUCCACAGGGAUUAUCUGUCUGCGACCUGCAGCGAUAAUUAUGGCUCGUUUUAGGCAAUGAAAAACUCAUUUUAAUUACUUUCGUAGAGGACGGUUCGGUUUGCACCUUAUGCAACACAGAGCCCAGCCAGCAUGAUGAAGGGCUCCGCGUUGGUGUGGAGACGGACCUACGGCAGGCUGACAUCCGUCCUGCUCCUCCUGCUCCUGUCCGGGCGGCCUGAGGGAGCCAGCGUAGGCCCCCCAGGGAAGCCCCGGCUCAUCGGCUGUCGAUCGCCGGAGAAGGAGACCUUCACAUGCCGGUGGGAGCCUGGCUCCAGAGGAGGCCUCCCUACCCAGCAUGCCCUGUACUACAACACGGAGAACUCUGAAAAGGUCUUUGAGUGCCCAGACUAUGAAACAGCGGGUGAAAACUCCUGCUUCUUCAACAAGACCUACACAUCAAUCUGGGUGAGCUACAACAUCACGGUGGUGGCCAGGAACGCCCUGGGGAACGCCAGCUCAGACUCCAUAGAUGUGGACGUGAUGAACAUUGUUCAGCCUCACCACCCAGAGAACGUGACAGUAACUCUGGAAGAUGGUGACAACCCGUACCUGCAAGUGAAAUGGGAGAAACCUCACAUGGUGGACACCCGCUCCGGCUGGGUCACUCUCAGCUACGAGCUGUGUGUCAAGCGGGAGAAAGACAACAAGUCGGAGCUUCACUUUGCAGGCCAACAGAAGCACUUCCGAAUCUUCAGGCCCGUACCCGGGGAGGUGUACGUGGUGAAGGUGCACUGCAAGCCUGACCAUGGAUACUGGAGCGAGUGGAGUGCCCCGGCUUUCAUGAAAGUGCCCGACUAUAUCCCCAGGGAAAAGUCCAUGUGGAUUCUCCUGGCUGUUUUCACUUCCUUCAUCUUGCUGAUCCUCGCGUGGGCACUUGUCCUUAAGAAAAGCAGUGUGAAACACUUUUUGUUGCCUCCGGUGCCAGGACCGAAAAUUAAAGGCUUUGACAGCCAUCUUCUCAAGAAGGGGAAGUCAGAGGAGAUCUUCAGUGUCUUGAUCGGCCAAGGAUUCCCUCCGACGUCGGACGGCGAGGACCUGUUAGUGGAGUACCUGGAGGUGUCUGAAAGCUUACAGCAGGACCCUGCAGCCACACCCCUGCCCGAAGCCAAGGAGCAGCAAAGAGACUGGAGCCCCGCCCCCUUUGCCGAUUCUGGGCAGGGCCCUAGUGUCCAUCACACUUUGCAGGUGAAGACCGGUGAGGAAUCCGCCACACGGAGCGUCAAACAGACGCAAGCCUUCGGUGGCCCCCUGGUGACGUCUAGCAGCAGUCAAGCCCCUAAGCCUGAUGGGAAGGCCAAUAUUAUCUCCUCUUCCUCUUCCUUACGGCCUUCGUGUGUCCAGGAGACCCUUUAUGUUGCUGAGGUUCUAAUAAAGGGGCUGCCCCCUGCCACUCAGCAAGAUCGCCAAGUCACCCCAGCUGGGGUCUUCCCUUGCAACUCUCCCGUUGAUAGUAACUAUACUCAGGGUGAGACAGGCCACAGCGGAAAUCGCGGUACUGCUCAGAGGCCGGACGUCUCUCCUUCAGCCUUGAAGCCCACUGAGUAUGUAGAGGUUCAGAAUGUAAACCAGGAGGACAGACUGGUACUGAGACCCAAAGCAAAGGAGGACAUUGGGGACCUUUGGCAGGUGGGGCUCAGGGGGCAGGAAUACAGCAAAGUGAGCGAAGUCAUUAACGAUCACCUCCUCCUGCUGGAGAGGGGAUCGACAUUGGCGGGCCCCAGUUGUAGUGCCAUGGAGGGAACGGUUGAGGGCCGUGCCCAGCAGCAGCCAGCUAAACCAACCCUCCAGCAGGGACUAAACGGCUAUGUGGAUACAGGUAGCAUGCUGGCACCUUACUGACUGCUGCAGUUAGCUGUCUCAGGGCCCUGCAAAAGCCAAUCAAAAUGAAUAAACUGCAAAUUGAUACAACCCUUUUGAGAAAAGGUUCAAUGGGGAGCAUUUAUCCAUACCUCUGUCAUGUGUGUCCUUUCAGGAUUUCCCUGUAUGUUUUUGCACUUCUCGAGAUCUCUGUAGAACAUUUAUUUGAUUAGAAAGGCCAACAUAUUACUCUCACCUCUCUCUGCUGGAACAGACACAGGUGUUUUUGUCCUUCAUCACAUCCUAAAACAGCAACAUCUCAAUCUGUGGCUUGGACAGCAGCAAAGAAUGAACCAAAGUGGUUCACAUGAUUGGGGUGGAUUUCACUUUUUUAUAAGCAUAAAUGCUUUUCUGAUGCAUGCUUUUUUUGGUGGAAUGUGUACAUAAGAGAGAAAAAUGAGAGAGAAUUAAUUAUAUUUUAUUAUAUUAUAAUUGUUUGAUGUCAAGCUCUAACCACUAUAUCCUUUCGACUCACUGGAACUCCUCUGAGGACUUUCUGGUCAAACGUUGGGAAAUGUGCACCAUCAUUCAGCUCUAGCAUUAUACACAUGGGCGCCAAGGUUAAUUGGGUAAUGUUUGUGAACCCAGGCUUACAGCCUGCAAACUCAAAAUCCCGCUAAUCGCUAAAACAUGGGGCGUGUUUGUUAGCAUUGCAGGAAUUUGUUUUCCCUUGGGGUUGCACGCGUCGACUUGUCGGUGGCAAGUCGCACUCACGCUACCGCAUAUUUUCUAGGUGCCACACUGAUGUUUCAGCAGCUUUCGAAUUCCGUGGGAAUACCACACUACACUAAAGCUAUCGUACGACUUAUCGUGUACAGCGAGGUAUUUACAUCCUAUACACUAUUUCCAAAGUACAGUAGAGCAUUUGUACAGUGUGAAACAGGAAGUCUGGUCCUAUUACCUUUGUUUGGCAUCAUCUAAGCAGCAUGAUGUAGGAUAUAUGUUUGUUUUUUACCUGUAGAGCACAAGAAAACAUUAUUCAUAGCUCCAGUGUCAGUCACGCCAGAGAUACAGAUCACCAGACCAAUCACCUCUCCAAAAUGCAUAAUUAAACACUAGGAAAAAGAAAUUGAAAUAUAGCAGGACUCUUCAAAUCUGGACCUGAAUUCCAAAUCCAGGCCAUGUUUUCAGUUCUCCCAAGUAGUUAGUUUAAUAAUUACUGAUUGCGAUCGGCCAGAGGCUUCACUCUAUAACAGCCUGGUAUUGCAAAUCUGUAGCUGUUGUACACUUAUACAUAUGAACAAAAUAUCACCUAUUUUCCUAAGAAUAACUAAGUUGAAACUAUAUUGAUUAAAAUAUGUAAAAUAAUUAUUUUGAAAUGCAGUCGGAAUUGCCCAAUGGCCACUUUCAUAAAUAUUCAUAAAUCUUCAUUUUCAUGUUUCAUGCUAUUAACAUCAUGCUUGAAUAUACCCAAUGUUACCUAUUCAAAUCUACACAUUAAUAAGGCUGACUUUAUAAAUAACUAAUAUUGUUUGUAAAGUCUAUUUUAUUUGCUAUCAACUUGGCCAUUCAUAAGCCAACAAUUUGUGACAUUAGGGAGUAAAUUAAAGAAGGUAUUGGCCCAAUAUCUCAGAAUAAAAAAUAAUCUAGUUCUUCCCAGGGUCCUAAAGUUAUUUGUUUCUGAGAAAUGUUGGUUUGGACCAUUAUGUUGGCUGCUUUUGAUUAUUUAUACUCAUUGACAUUUGAGGGUAAGGUCCUACCAAACAUCUCAGUGUGGUUGACGUCUGGACUUAGCCAUUUUAAAACUUUGGUUUUUAAUUUUUUUACCCAAUCAGUUAUAGAUUCCUGGCAUCGUUGGAAACACUGCCUCGCUCCAUAGACCAAACUGCCAAAAGUUCUUCUUUGUUAGAGACGGUCACACAUCCUGAUGAUCAUCUGUUCCAAUACAUUUGAUUAGCAGUGGCUGCUGAUUAACUUCUUAAGUGCUACAGCAGUAGAAAGGGUGCACAUACGGUUCCCCAUUUGGCUUCCGCAUUUUGGGUUGCUUUUCUAUGAAUAAACAAUGGCAUAGUGAAACGUGUCACAUGUUUGUCCGUUAUCUGAAAUUUGUUUCAUUUUAAAAGUUGGAGAGGAAAUGACAUUUAUUUAUGCUCGGAUAUAUAAGACCAUAGAACUAAAUGAGGGUAUACGUCCUGUAUGGUAAAUACUGUUGAAUGAUAUUAUAUUUCAUGUAAAGAAAUAUUUUCUGUGGAUUUUCCUGCAAACUGUAAAACUAUGUCUGACCAUGCAGCAACCAUGCUUAAAAAUUAAACCAAGAACCCAGCUUCGGAGCAACCUGGGCAUUUGACAACAUGUGGUAUAGGGACUAGCAGAGGUGGAUAAAUCAGGUUCAGAAAGUAAAAAUCCAGACCAAGAUUUUGCUUAAACCAACCAGUUAAGCAUAAAAAAAUCACAACGGUGGACAACUUCAGUGGUUGGUUGAAACAAAAUUGCGGCCUGGAUUUGUACUUUCUAGACCUGAACUAUCCACUUCUGGUGACUGUUUAUGUUUAACCACAUUUGUGUGCACAUCUAUUUAUCAGAUUUCUUACGAUGCAUUUGUAAGGUUAAUCUUGGUUGCUACCAUAUUUGUAGCUGAAACUGACAAACAAGACUUCAUAAGAUUGACUCCAUUGAGGGAUGAAACUCUGUCAACAAGCCCAGUUAGUUCAUCUAAUGACCUGCAGAAAUACAUCACGAGCUCGUCGCUGGUCUCCAGGGUAUGACGUCAUAUUUCAUUUUUAAAAAAAAAUCAAACGGAAAACGAGCUGUGUUAAUGCUAAACUCAGCAGCAACAUUUGCCAGUUAGCACUUGUUCUGUCUUCUGUUAGUUUAGAUCAAAAAUCACGGAGAAUCUAGGUGCUCGAUGCAGUUUGACCAGUUAGCUGCUGUAUUCUUAAUGUUGCCGUGCUUUGCUGACGCGCUGAAUGGCCUUGGCUGGAAGGACUGGUUAAUGUUAAACACUGUAUGACUUCUGUCGGAUUAACUUUCUGUUAAAAUGCUCCAAACGGUACGACUUACUCGACCAGCGUGGUGUUUUUGACAAGGACCAUGAAAAGCUGGAAAGGCAUCACUUUGAGUUCCUCAUUUUAAAACACGGCUAUAAAAAACAUGACAUAGGUAUAGGUUCCAUAAAGCAGGAGUGUCAAGCUCCAUUCCUGGCAGACUUUGUUUUCAUUCCAUGCCCUGAUUUAAUCUGUCCUGUGAAAACUGCCUUUUCUCGACAGUGCAGGAAAUGCGUCCGCACUGACAAAUGCAAUGUCGUGGAAUAUUUCAGAAGGGAUGAACCAGGUUCCCAUGCUUCAUGAAGUCAGCUCUAGGCACCAGGUUGGCCGAGGAGUCUGUCUCUUUGUUUCUCUGUGACUGUAUCUGUGCUGUGUAUGUCUAUAUGUUGUCACCAAAUACCGUUUCUAAAUACACAGUCUUUAGAAAAAAAAACAUCUCUUAAUUUCUGUUUUGAGCAGUUUGUAUUUUGCACCUUCCUUCCUGUAUGACUGGAUGCACUUAUGAAGAGGAUCAGCCAAAAUAACUUAAAUGAUUUUUUUAUAGUUAAACAGCACUUUAAUAAAUAGAUUUAUAUUUAAAUCUGUUUUUAUAUUAAAUGUCUAAGCUGACUGUUGAGUGUUGUCACAAUUUAUAAAUACACUCCUCACAUUUUGUUAAUUUUUUAAAAAAUAAAUAAUAAAUAACCAUUCUGACACAAGACCUCCAUUUUGGAUCUCACCUUGCAGUAGAGUUGUUUUUUUUUUGAAGUCAAUAAUGUAACCGCUAUACUUUAAUGCUUCUUAACAUUGUUUCGUGUACAAUAGUAUACUGAAAACCAAUGUACUACAUUAUUAAAAAUGAAGUAUUGCUCAAUCGAAACCUGUCCCACUUUAAUACUGUUACUUUUCUGUGUCCUACUCUAUCAACCCCUUUUUGUAAGAGUGUCUGCUGCACACUUGCCAUUUAUUUAAAAAUUAAUGGAAAAUAGUGACUAAUGAUUUGAGUUCCCUUACACCAUGUCUGAGUUUUGCUCCUGUACUAGAUCAGCAGUACAACACAUGCAAUAAAAUACUUCCUGUUUAUAUGUCAC
This is a messenger RNA of Brienomyrus brachyistius, 6097 nucleotides long. Its product is annotated as prolactin receptor-like. Gene Ontology annotation, molecular function: cytokine binding; cytokine receptor activity. The record is from RefSeq and is a predicted model, not a curated record. Gene Ontology annotation, cellular component: signaling receptor complex; external side of plasma membrane. Bases 277 to 2025 code for a protein of 582 amino acids. The transcript has 9 exons. Gene Ontology annotation, biological process: cytokine-mediated signaling pathway. Lineage: Eukaryota; Metazoa; Chordata; Actinopteri; Osteoglossiformes; Mormyridae.